Paramecium primaurelia is the source of this 4049-nucleotide messenger RNA. NCBI's taxonomy places the organism in Eukaryota, Ciliophora, Oligohymenophorea, Peniculida, Parameciidae. The record is from the annotation of a GenBank genome assembly.
AUGAUCCUAAUCUUAGUAAUCAAUAUAAUCAAAAUUUGUUCUUAUAACGUUUCAGAACUAAAAAUUUCUUUAUACCCAACUGUAGGAGAAUUUUAUGAAUACUAUAUGGAGAGUUUGUUAUAAGAAUCUUAAUUAAUUUGCAAAAUGCAUCCUUAAAUUCCAAAUGUGUAAGUAAUCAAUUAAUGUGAAGAAAUAUACUAAAUUUAAGGACAAUGUAAAUUAUUAAGAUUAUUAUUAUAGAAUUUAUUUCAAUGUCGUCAAAUAAUACACAUUUUGGUACAUUAUCUAAUAAUAAUGAAAUAAUUAUAUAUGAAUGGAAGAAUUAAAUGAUUCAAUAAGUUGGAGUAUCUGUAUUAAUUGAUCCUUUAUAUAAUUGUUUUAAUAUCGAUUUGUUCUAAAAUUAGAAAAUUUUGGUGGAUUGCUAUUAUAACAAUUAAGUCUUAUUAAUUCAAAUAAUAGAUUCUUAAUCAAUAAUUGCUUAUUAAAUAUAAUCAAAUAUACCUACUUCAACUAAAAUAUAAUCAAUUUUAAAUGGAACAAAUACAUUUAUUGUAUAUGCCUAAUAUUUUAAGAAAUAUUCAAUACUUACACUAUUUUCAUCAUCAUUCUAAAAUUUAAGUAGCUUAAAUAACUAAUUUAUCGAUUUUGAUAUACCUAUUACAAUAAGUCCAAAUAUUUAUGCAAUUACUUCCUAAGAGUUAUUUUAGUUAUCUAUAUCUUCAGAUUCUUAAUUUAAUUUUGUGUAUAAUUUUAGCCCUAAUAAUAUGAGUAAUUAUAAAACUAUUAAUGUUUUUUAUAAUUUAUGGAGUUAUUCUUAAUGCGAUUAAAUAUAUUUAUUAUGCCAAAAAGGGUUCAAUACCUAAUCAGAAUUUACAGUGGUUGAAUUAUUGGGAUGUGAAAGAUAAAUAAUCUUCUAAAAUCAUAAUUGCCCAAUUAACAAUUGUUAGUCCAUUCAGAAUAUACUCUAAAAUGCUUAAUUUAUAAUCUAUAAAUCAAUUUAUGAAAUGGCUAUUUUUUAAAAGGAAAAAACAUAAAUAUUUUACUUUUAUCAAAAUAAUCAAAGUAAUUAACUAUUAUAUUUCAAUAACGAUAAUGAAUUAUUUUAAUUUAAUAAAGAAAUUGUUGUUUAUUAAAUUUCACAGCCAUCCAUGUAAAUCAAUUUGACUAAUUCUGAAACUCCAGAAAAUUCAUCCUACAUUAAUUUAAUGUGUUCCAAUUAUAAUUAAACUUAUAAUUUUAGUCUAAUUAAUAUAUAUCUUUAAAUACUAUCUAAGUAAGAUACAAAUAUUUAUGUAAUGUCUAAUGAUGGGUUUAAUAAUUUACAUUUUUUAUAAAGUUCUUCUCUAAUAUUUAAUUUUUCUGGUUAUUCAGGUUAAUUAUUAAAUUAUACUUUAAAUAAAAAUGAAUCCUAUUUUAAUGUUAAUCCAAUAACUUUAUAAAAUUAUGGUAAAAUUAAUUAGACUUAUUAGCUUUUAUAAAUUUUAGUAGUAAAUUUCAAUCAAUAUUUAAUUGGUUAUCAUAAUUAAUAUCUUGAAAUAUUUAAUUUCUUUUUUAACUUCAACAAUUAUUCUUACUAUUUAAUCCCAUCACAAUCACAAUCAAUUAAUAUCCCUGUAAAUGCAAGUUCUUUAUAAGUUGCCUAUAGUAUUUAUCCAAGUAUGCUUAUAAUUGGUCUCAGUACUAAUGAUUCAAUCUAUUUGAUUUAGUACAACUAUGAUUUAAAUAGUAUCAUUAGUUCAAAUUAUACUUUUGUAUAAUAAUUCUCAGAUUUUAUAGUAACAUACAAUAGUAUAAUAAUUCUAAUUUCAAUAUAAGAAAUUCAAAUAUUAACAUUUAAUUAUACAGUUACAUAUACUUUAAAUUAAUAGUCAAUAAAUAAAUUAUUUAAUAACAUUACAUUCAAUCCAUUAUAAAUAGUUGUGAAUACAUAAUCAUAAUCAUCUUUUGUAUAUAUCAACAAUAUAAAUGAAGUAAUAAUAAUAUCAAUAGAUUAAAAUAGUUAUCCAAUACCAAUAUCCUUGAUUUAAGUCAAUUUUACAAUAAAAUAAAUAAAUUUAGUAAACUAAUAAUUGAUAUUAUCAUAUAUAUGUAAUAAUCAAAACAAUAUUUGCUUCUAAGUUUGGAAUGUGUAAAAUUUACCAAAAUAUUAUUAUGUAAAGAAUCUAUAUAGUGUUAAUUUUGAUAAUAAUAUAAUAAUAUAAUCAGAUAACUUAUUUUUUUAUGUUACUUUUAACAAUUAUACUGUUUAUGUUUAUAAUCCUUCAUUUCCAUAACAUAUGAGUUUAUAUUAUAAAUUAAAAUUCACAUCACCUAUUUAAUGUACUGAGUAAUUUAAUUUAAACAAUCCAUAAUCAAUAAUAAUUACUAACAAUACUGUCUAUAUUCUUUCUGAUUAACUAAAGUUUAAUCUAACUUAUUAAUAAUCCAAUUAUGUAUUUAACAAUUCAAUAAGUUAUCCUUAAUUAACAUUUAAUUAUACUGUAACUUCAGCAUUAAAUAACAAUACUUUUUAGCAAACUCCUAAUUAAACUGCAACUUUUUAUUCAAACUUCACAGUGUUUUAGAAUUAAACAAAUCCACCAGUAAAUCUAAAUAAAGAUAAUAUUAUUCCUUAUUCUAAAAAUUUCUCAUAUCCAAUGAAUUUAAUUCUUGAUAGAUAAGUCGGAUAUUGUUAUCUAAAUAAAACCCUAGGUUUAAAUAAAUAUUGUAGUUUAACUUAAUUUUUUCAUUAGUAUAGUAACAUUUCUAAUAUUCAGAAUUACUCCUUAAUUACUUCAAUAAAUAACGAAUUUUUUGCUCUACAGAAUAACUCUUACAUUUAAACCUUAAGUAGCGAUUUAAAAUAUCUAUUUAAUUUUGAUUAUAAAAAUCUUAGUUUUAGUUAAUGCAUAAAUUCAACAUCAUAUAUUUACUCAUUAUAUUCAAUUUGUGAAAAUAGUACUUCAUAAUACUUACUUAAUUUUACAUUAAAUAUUUCAGGCAAUAUAGUAAAUAUAAAUACAACUUAACUUCCUUAAACUUUUUAAAUGAUUUUCAAAAUAAGCAGCAUUUUAAAUUAAUUAUUUAUAUUAGGUACCUUUAAUUAAAUAGAAUAACCAUAAUAAUUGUAUUGGUUUAACUAAUAUAAUAAUACCUUUUACUUGAUAUCUGAUUCAAAUAGUUCAUGUCAAGAUUUUUCGGUGGCUUAAAUAGUUACUAAAAAUACUCUUAUUUAAAUAUCUUAAUAACUAAUUAUAUUUUAUAUACAAUUAAGUAAAAAAGUUUAAUCCCUUUUAUUAAAAUAAGUAUCAAUUAAAAAUAACUUAAUCCAUAUCCAAAAUAGUUAAUUUGUAAAAUCUUCUCAUUUCUAAAACUAAAAUAAUUUUCCUGAAAUACUUCCUUCGUUUGUUUUAAUUAUGUAAGCAUACAAAAAUAGAGCAAUUUUUUUAUUGAGUAAUUUUAAUAAUCAGACUAUAAGUGAAAUAGUUGAAAGUAGAUUUCAUUAAAAUGAAUCUUAUAAUGUAAUUAUUGGAACUAUUCCAAAUUAUGGUAAUUUAACAAAUACUGGCCAUUCUUUUUAUAAAAAUGGUGUUUUGAUGCAAUAAUUUUAUUCUAACACAGUAAACAUUGUUGGAGUUUAUUAUUUAAAUAAUAAUAAUUAUUUGAAUAAUCUCUUAAAUGAAGAUAUAUUGGAACCAAUUUUGAUGUAAGGUUCAUUCAAUACUACAAAUGUCAAUUAUGCAAUGAUUGUAAAUUUAUAAUAUCAAAAUGGAACAUCCCUUUAUAUUUCUAACUAAAUAAUAUUUAAUUAUUCAUUAAGUACUUGGAAUGUAACAUGUAUUUUGAAUAGCCACACAAAAUAUGAAACUAAUGUUACUAUAUUUUGUGAUAAUGAAUUUUCAAAUGGUAUUUAUAACAUUUUCUUCUAUCCUCCUUAAUUAGACAAAGUUAGUAAAAGGUGGAUAUAUGCUCUAAUUACAAUUAUUGCUUUGCUUUUAUUUUAUUUUUACAUUAAAGUUCAAUAAAAGAUUAGGAAUUAAGGAUAUAUUUAAUCAGAAAUUGAAUUAUGA